CAUCUGCCUGCAUUGUAAUUCCCAGUUUGGGAGACUGGGGGUACCCUUUCCCCAUCCAGCUGGAAAACUUCAUUUUUUGGAGCUGCGGUGUAGACUUUGCAUCACGCAGGCUGUUAGAGAAGCUUAUGAGAGGUUAUAUCCAUAUUUUUGGGCGAUAGCUAUAAAGGCGCCUCUAAACUGAGGCCCAUUAGGGCUCAUUAAGCGACAAAAACAAGCAUAGUGAAGAGCGGAGCGCUGAGACCGCUUGGCUACUGUUAUUCCGCGAUGGAAAGUUCGUGUGUCACUUAAAAAAGGAUCCAAAAAGGGGUUAAAUGGUGGAAUAAUGCUGCGAAAACCGUGUCUGUUCCACCACAGGGGGGAUGAUGAGACCACUGACUCUGGAGCGGAGACUGCGGGAUCGGACUGCAGCAAAAUGUCCGGCAGCAGCAUUGACCUCAUGGCGGGCUUGGGUCAGGAGCCCCCGCUGGUCACCAUGCACCUGCUGGCCAACCCUGGAGACUCUCUCCUCCUGCAGCACACCCUGGACCGCCUCCUUAAGUGGGUGUGCCCGGGCCUGCGCCUCUUCCACGUGUCCGAGCGCGCCUGUCCGGUGCGCGAUUACACCCUGCCGCCCGUGGCUGGCUACCCGUCGCUGGCGGUCACCCUCUUCCUGCACGAGUCAUACGGAGAGGAGCGGAUCCUCCGGGUUUUGGAUUUCCUCCAGUGUCCGCCGUGGCAGUACCACCACACGGAGAGCUGCGGGAGCAGGGCGGGGCAGGGCGUCCACAUCAGCUCCGCCGGCUCGCCCUCCAACGCCCUGCUACGGCCCUACCUGCUGCCCAGUCGGGACUUCUACAGCCUGGGCACGGGCAUGCCGGUGUGGGGGGUGCGGCCGGUGCACUGCGGAGGGGAGGUGGUGCGGCUGACGCUGCACAGCAGCUACGACAACUUCGAGGACGCCGUGCGGCUCUACGAGAUGGUGUUGCGGAGGCGGGCUGAGGAGCAGAAGGCCGGCUUCUGCUGGUUCACCCUGUUGACAGAGAGGGGGCUCAGUCUGCAGCUCGCCCUCAAGCAGCUCUCGCCCGGGGUCAGGGUGGAGCCGUGCCACUCCGCCGUGCUGCAGUUCAGGGUGGGCGAGAUCGGGCAGCUGGUGCCUCUUCUGCCCAACCCCUGCUCGCCGAUCAGCGCCACCCGCUGGCAGACUGAGGACCUGGACAGCAACAAGAUCCUCUUUCAGGUUAAAGGAGCAGCGCAGCCGGCGAGACUCUUCACCUCAGCCUUUCCCCUCAGCUGCCCCAGCCUGCCGCCGCGAUCGCUGCUGAGGUGCCCGGUGCCCACCCAACUCCACUCGGCCCCUCCCGGCUCCUUCAGCAGGCUGUCCCAGCUGAAGGAGCGCACUCUGACCAAACUGCCCUCAGACGGCUCCCCUGGGGUUCAGAGACUAGGAGGAGAGAGCCUGGGCUCGGGCAGCGCCUGCAGCACCCCUCCAGGGAGCUCCUGCUACUCCUCCCAGCGCAGCAGCCCCGCCGCCCUGUCCGUCAACCCCUCCAUCACCCGCCUCCUGCUGGAGGAACCAGAGGAAGAUGAGGAGGAGCCGGAGACCAAUGUGGAUACGGGCCGAGCUGUCAGCCCCCAGGUUCAGAGACCCGCCGCCGUGGGGGCGUCGGCUCUGGAGACGCUGGCCAGGGACCUGCGGCGCGGCCUGGCAGAGGCACCAAGGAGUCCGCCAGAGCCGGCAGCCCAGAUGCUGGAGCCUGCAGAACAAGUGGACGAGUUCUUCAUCUGACCAAACUACGAAUGUAGGAACUACGUGUCUGUUUUUGACCUCUUUAGCAAACAAUUCAGUGCACCAUUAAAAGUCUUUAAAGGCUUAGUUCACGCAGCA
Colossoma macropomum (tambaqui) is the source of this 1864-nucleotide messenger RNA. Its product is annotated as protein FAM124B. NCBI's taxonomy places the organism in Eukaryota, Metazoa, Chordata, Actinopteri, Characiformes, Serrasalmidae. Gene Ontology annotation, cellular component: nucleoplasm. The record is from RefSeq and is a predicted model, not a curated record. The transcript is spliced from 4 exons. The coding region runs from base 323 to 1765 and encodes 480 amino acids.